UCUGUCCUUGGAUAUAUCGUCAUUUACAUCAGCAAUGGGGCCAGUACUUCAUGAGGAUAAUAGAACUACUUGUGAAGAGUUUGGUAAAUAUGCAAGAUUCAAUCCACACUCAAUAUUAAAUGAUUGGUGGAUGUCUUUCUAUUACUGGGGUCCUACGCAACCAACGCUUCAUUUUAAGUUUUGUUUACCGACACCAAAGGAAGUCGCUUAUUUGAAAUACAUCUUCGAGGGCCAUGUAUUACAACCAAUCAAUUGGACAGCUACGUUGUUAUUGAUGCAUGAGCGAAGCAACUAUACGCACCUACUGGUGGAACAAGGGGAUAGGGGAGAGUAUUUGUCUUACACCCCGUAUAAAGAUUUUAAACCGACUGAUGUAGCUGAACCACAUGAGCUCCGAAUUAAGCAAGUUAAUAAUGGACGCUAUAUUGGCUUCAUGGUUUGUGAUAGUAAUGCGGCGUACGCGUUCGCGAGAUAUAAGGACGUACCAAGAAAGAAAGAUAUUCAAGACGUAGCUGCGACAAUAGGCUAUAAGGGCCGUGGGGGCAAAUCCUACCUGUACCAGGGGCAUGAGUGGAUGCCCAUACCAGAAGCUGAUGAUACCAUGUGGGAAACGUUUUUAAAUAAGAAAGAGUGA
Colias croceus (clouded yellow) is the source of this 634-nucleotide messenger RNA. RefSeq lists its product as uncharacterized. Bases 35 to 634 code for a protein of 199 amino acids. Lineage: Eukaryota; Metazoa; Arthropoda; Insecta; Lepidoptera; Pieridae. The transcript has 4 exons. The record is from RefSeq and is a predicted model, not a curated record.